AUGGGCAAUACAAACUCUACUCCUGCUCCAGAAUCAGAGCCCGCCAGUCCUCCAAGGUCACCGACACCACCCCGUGCACCUACACUUCCGAUACCACGAAUGGCUCCAAUGCCAGCCAUGCCAGAGAUGCCUCAAACAUCCCCAAUCCCAAAUACCCCGUCCCCAAACGAACACCGCCAGCGUAACACAGUCAUCACCACAACCCACGAAGCAGUCCGGGGCACCUACACCCUCAGCGACUCCCUCUCAAUCACCACGCUCUCCGGCUCCAUAAACAUCACCAUCACCCUUGACCCCUCACAACUCUCCAACCCAAACAUCACCUACUCACCCCAUCUCACCCUAAAAUCCACCUCCGGCUCCAUCCGCGUGACCAUGAAAGACGCCCUCCCUAACUCCAGCACUCAUCUCCUCCUCUCAACAAAUCUCAAGACCAUCUCUGGCGACAUCAUCGCCACCAUGCCGCACAGCAGCGAGACCACCAUACUUACAACCUCAGGCAACGUCAGUGCCCACCUCUUCACCUCCCUCCUAACGCCCCGCGAAAUCAAGAGCCACAUGGGCAUCGAGACCAUGUCCGGAGAUGUGCACUACACCCUCUCCGGGCCGCCAGGCUGCAAAUGCGAUUUUGGCGCCGCGUUCGAUAUCCAGUCGCGCAUUCGCACCGUCUCAGGCGGGGUGGAGUACUUGUCCGAUGAAAGGAAUAUUCAUGCUAUGAGUACGCAUUUCAAUGAGGUGGCGGGUCAUUCAGCAAGCCUGCGCGUGGUGUGUUUCUUGUGA
Messenger RNA from Bacidia gigantensis, 780 nucleotides. RefSeq lists its product as uncharacterized. Bases 1 to 780 code for a protein of 259 amino acids. The record is from RefSeq and is a predicted model, not a curated record. The transcript has 2 exons. NCBI's taxonomy places the organism in Eukaryota, Fungi, Ascomycota, Lecanoromycetes, Lecanorales, Ramalinaceae.